Messenger RNA from Formica exsecta, 2040 nucleotides. RefSeq lists its product as uncharacterized. NCBI's taxonomy places the organism in Eukaryota, Metazoa, Arthropoda, Insecta, Hymenoptera, Formicidae. The transcript has a single exon. Bases 1 to 2040 code for a protein of 679 amino acids. The record is from RefSeq and is a predicted model, not a curated record.
AUGGCCAGCGGCCCGCGAUCCGCUCAGACUUACCAAUGCCACGGAGACGACGAGCUUCCCGGCCUGGUGCAAAGAUUCUGGCAACAGGAGGACAUGAGCUCCGCGGCUCCUCCACUCACGACUGAGGAACGGGAGGCUGAAGACCACUUCGCGCGGACGCAUUCUCGUGACGUCAACGGUCGGUACGUGGUUCGACUCCCGCUCAAGCUGCCUCUCCCGGAUCUCACGGGCACAAGGCGCUCCGCAGCCCGCCUGCUCGGGCAGAUGGAAAGGAGGUUCGACCGAGAUGCUCAACUGCGGCAGCUCUACCGCGACUUCAUGCAAGAGUACGAAACCCUUGGCCACAUGACGCUCGCUCCAUCAUCCCGUGACCAACCAAAGCCCGAUUGCUUCCUGCCACACCACGGCGUGAUGCGCAAGGCGAGCUCACCACCGAAGAUCCGGGUCGUGUUCAACGGGUCCUCAGCGGUCGCAUCAGGAGCAAGUCUCAACAGGCACUUGAAGACAGGGCCAAACCUGUUGCCUGCCUUGGCCGACGUGUUGCUGCGGUGGCGAGUCCAUCGCUACGUACUGGCGAGCGACAUCGAAAAGAUGUAUCGCCAAAUACUCGUAGCCCCUCAGGAUCGCCAUCUGCAGCAGAUUCUAUGGCGUCACGACAACCAGACCGCCCAGCAAGAGUUCGAGCUAAAUACAGUGACGUACGGGCUGGCGUGCGCCCCGUUCCUGGCAAUGCGCUCUCUGCGACAGCUCGCCGAUGACGAGGAGGCCCGCUUCCCCAGGGGAUCAGCCGUCCUGCGCCGGGAUGCCUAUGUGGACGACAUCCUCACGGGCGCAUCCUCCAUCGCAGAAGCACUGGACCUUCGGCAGCAGCUGACGCAACUGUGCACGGCGGGCGGGUUCCCGCUGCGAAAGUGGUCAGCAAAUUCUCCCGGCCUGCUUGCCGACAUCCCACCGGAGCACAGAGCACAGCGCGACUUGCGGGCGUGGGCCCCGCAUGAGAGUCACGGCACUCUCGGCCUUCAAUGGCACCCGAGCAUCGACGACUUCUCCUUCUCGACCAGGAACAUCGCUGUGGUUGUCUACACCAAGCGGUCUGUCUUGUCGUUGACGGCUCGCCUAUUCGACCCACUGGGGUGGCUGGCUCCUGCGGUUAUCCGGGCGAAAAUCCAGUUCCAGUCGACCUGGUUGCUCGGCAUCGAUUGGGACACCCCGUUGGACGACACCAAUGCGCAACUCUGGCGCAGCUUCCAAGCCGACCUGCACAGGCUGGAGGAGAUUCGCGUUCCACGGCAUGUCCAACUCAGCAGGUCAAGCUCCUCGAUCGAGUUCCAUGGCUUCGCAGAUGCAUCCGAGCGGGCGUACGCUGCGGUCGUCUAUGUGAGAGCGGAGACCUGCGAGGGGCAGAAAGAGGUAAAGUUAAUUGCAGCAAAAACCAAGGUCGCGCCGUUGAAAACGGUGUCUCUCCCACGACUGGAGCUCUGCGCGGCAACCCUGCUUCGUCAGGCUAGCUGCCCAUGUCCAGCGCACGCUCGACCAACCGAAUAUUCCCGUCCACCUAUGGUCCGACUCCACGGUCGCACUGGGCUGGAUCCGUGGCCAUCCGUCGCGCUGGAAAACGUACGUCGCGAACCGAGCCGCCGAAAUUCAGACGACUCUGCCAGAGGCGGCGUGGCAUCAUCUUCCUGGACCGGAAAAUCCCGCCGACUGCGCAUCGCGGGGAGUUUCCCCAGGCGACCUGGCCGGGCACCCGCUCUGGUGGACAGGGCCCCCCUGGCUUCAGGAGGACAAGGCCGCGUGGCCGACAUUGCCGGACGAGGUGAUCGACGACGACCCUCCAGAGGCGCGCUCAAGGACUCACGCUGUCGCGGCGCCAGCAGGAGAGAUCGGCGAGGCGGACGAACUCACGCGAUUCUCGUCACUAAACCGCCUGCUACGAGUGACAGCCUGGUGUCGCCGAUGGAUGCCUUAGCGACCCAAUGCUCGGCGUCCAGAAACGGAGGUGAAUCAGCCGCCAUCCAGGACCACUCUUUCGGCCGCUGA